Aspergillus aculeatus ATCC 16872 is the source of this 1533-nucleotide messenger RNA. RefSeq lists its product as uncharacterized. Gene Ontology annotation, cellular component: Golgi apparatus. Lineage: Eukaryota; Fungi; Ascomycota; Eurotiomycetes; Eurotiales; Aspergillaceae. The record is from RefSeq and is a predicted model, not a curated record. The annotation marks the transcript as partial. The transcript is spliced from 3 exons.
AUGAGUCCCCUCCAAUUUCCUAUUGAUGCGAUCACCUCGCGGUUCGGUGACCGCUUCAACAGUGUUCGCUCCCAAUCCUUUAGCACGCGCUUCGCUAACCUCCGUCCUGUUUCCGAAUUCCUGGAUGUCAAGCGUAUCUCAAAGCCCGCCAACUUUGGCGAGGUUCAGAGCCGAGUGAACUACAACUUGUCUUAUUUCUCGAGCAAUUAUGCUGCCGUCUUCGUGAUGCUUAGCAUUUAUAGCUUGCUGACCAACCCGGUCCUGCUCUUUGUUAUCAUCUUCGUGACAGGUGGUCUUUACGGAAUUGGCAAGCUCCAGGGCCGAGACCUCGAUUUGGGCGUUGCCCGCUUCAACACCUCCCAGCUGUACACUGGGCUACUACUUGUCGCAGUUCCCCUAGGAUUCUGGGCCUCGCCCAUUGCUACUGUGCUCUGGUUGAUCGGAGCCACCGGCGUGGCCGUCUUCGUGGGGAGACAAACCAGGAGACGUGCGGCUCCGUGGGUGGAUGAGAGCUCAAGGGUUGAGGAGCUUGACAGUGAGGAUGACGAUAUGUACAGUCGUCAAGAUAUGCGCAUAUCACAGGCAAGGCAGGCAGCGGAUCGGGAGAUCAAUGAAGGAUCGAUUCGACGGAGGCGAAUGGUAGAGUAUGACGCGUUCUACGAAGACGAAAUGGCCGCUGUCGAUGAGAUGGACUAUGACCUACAGGAUAGCUUGGACAGCACGGUGGCUUAUGCAGUGCAGUUGGCCAUGAAGGACAAGGAGGAGCGACUGGUAGAUCAGGCUCUCGACCGGAUACGACACGCGCAGGCUCAGGGCCAGAAGAACGUGCGUUUAUCGAAACGGGAGCUAGAGGCGAUCGAACGCAUGCGGACCGGGUCGAGAAGCGUUACAGGGGAAGCACCUCGUGGUGGUGGUUCCUAUUUGUCAUCCUCCCCGAGAAAGCACAGCGUGCCGUCUCCCCUUGCAGAAAACAACAGUGCUUAUGCCUUCUGGGCGCGCACUUCGGGUGCUUCUCACAACCCCGAAGCCUCACCCCGAUCGCCACCUUGUCGCUCUCAGUCUAGCCACACGCCCCCUCGAUCUCCACUCCAGCCAGCUUACUCACUGGAGCGUUUACCAUCAGUACCUCUUGUUCGCAAUCCUGGCUCCAUGCGGAGGCCGGCCCUCACGCGUCCUCUCCACGACGAUACCCAAUGGGUACCCUCCCGUCGGCCCCUUAAUCCUAUAGAAUCUCCGUUGUAUCCGCUAGAUCCUCGACGCGACUCGGUCGACCAUUCAGAAAAGACCUCGAUGUCUAGCUAUCGGAAUAUUUUUGACGAUCGUCCUAACGGCGCACGGAGUGCGACUAUGAAUCAAGGGUGGCCGGGGAGAGUGACGGAGCAAUACCCCCGAGAGGAUGCCGGAAAUCGAAGCAGUGGGUUGGAGGACAGUAGCGAUGAAGUGCACAUGGUAGACGUGUUGGAGCGGCGAGUGCCGCUUGGCAUGCCAACGCGGAUGCCAGUUUGGAGAGGAAGUUAUCAUCGCGGCAGUCGU